This is a messenger RNA of Schizosaccharomyces japonicus yFS275, 2483 nucleotides long. RefSeq names its product FAD binding protein. NCBI's taxonomy places the organism in Eukaryota, Fungi, Ascomycota, Schizosaccharomycetes, Schizosaccharomycetales, Schizosaccharomycetaceae. Gene Ontology annotation, molecular function: oxidoreductase activity. The transcript has 2 exons. The coding region runs from base 275 to 1987 and encodes 570 amino acids. The record is from RefSeq and is a predicted model, not a curated record. Gene Ontology annotation, biological process: L-methionine biosynthetic process.
UUCACUGCGUGUUCUAUUUGCUUUCGCCUUUUACGCUGCUUGGCCUUUUCGGUGUGUAGUUUUAUUCUCUUAGAUUUAGAUUCUUUGGAACGCAGAAGUGCUUUCAUUGUACUAUCUUAUUCAUUGUUAUUAUUAUUAUCAUUAGGAAGACAUUAAGUUUUCCGUUGUCAAACAGCGCCUUUGAACGAAAAAGCACUUCUUUGACUCGCAAGGUUUUUCUUGGUUUCCUUUUUUUUUCGGUAUUGGUCUGUUCUUCAGUGUAUAGAAAGGUUUCAUGGAAGCUCAACAACCUGUAACUUAUCAAACUUUUGGCCCCAAAAACGGCUCUUCCACGUCUGCAAAUGUGGUGACUUCAGGUGAGUGCACGGGUAAGAUUGGCAGCUGUCAAUGCAGUCGUGAUGCUGGUUUGUCAGAGACGUUUGCCGAAAAGGUUAACGUAUCGGACAUUUCCAUUCAGUCCAGUAUAUGUUCGCUCGAGAAAAACGAGAGCUUCCGCUCGUUGCAGCUUGACUUGAGCUUGCUUAACGAUAAUGUGAAGCUCGCUGGUAUUCCAAAGGUAGCACCGUCUCGUGUAUCUUUCGUCGACGUUGAUGCGAAGACAACGCCUUUGGAUCGGGAACGUGCAAUUACUCAUCCUCCCCCGUACGUUAAACCACAUCCUCCAUUUGCUAUUUACUCCGCACCCGUUGUUUCCGUCCGCGAGCUUACAAAGCCUGGUGCUUUGAAACGUGUGUUUCAUUUUGAAAUAGAUGUGAGUGACUACCCUCUUCCACCCAACGAACUAUGGAUGGUAGGAGGUUCGUUUGGCUUAAUGGCACCAAAUUCGAACACCAACGUUGACCGACUCAUUCAAUUGCUUCAUAGCACGACGGACAUGGAUGCUCCUGUUAUAAUGAAGACUACCUCUGGUCGUUGGCCCACCAUAUGGGAGGAAGACAUGGCUCGCGAACUAUUAGUGACGAGACGUGAACUGUUGACGUGGGCAUCCGAUUUUAUGUCCAUAGCUCCAAAAAAGCAAUUGCUGUGCUUAAUGGCACAACAUGCCCAAGACGAGAGCGAAAAGCGGGUGCUGAGGUUUUUGUGUAGCCGUUUGGGUCAACGCGCGUUCUGUCAUUUACGGGGCGAUUUAAACGUUAGCUUAAUCGAUCUAUUAGAGGCUUUCCCCAGUGUCCGGCUUCCCUUGGAUCACUUGCUCUCUGUUCUUCCACAGCUCAUGCCGCGCUGGUAUUCACUGUCUAACGAUCCGGCCUCAAGCAAUGGAAUACUAGAAUUUGCCGUCACUAUCGUUGAAAUUGAAAAACCCGACCAUUCUCUUCGCAAUGGCGUUGCUACCGGCUAUCUCAAAUCCAUUGCUGAGAAGUUUCUGGCGGGCGAGCGCGAUUUGUGCCUUCCUAUGUUUCGCGGGCUUCACCGGAAUCCCUUUGCGACUCAAUUUACGUCUGAUGGCCCAAUGUGUCUUAUUGGUGCCGGUGUAGGCGUAGCGCCGUUCCGUGGAUUUAUUCAACGACGACUGAUGAACGCGACUUGCGCGGGCAAGGUCUGGGUGUUCCAUGGAUGUCGCAACCAAGAGUUGGAUGAACUUUACCAAGGUGAGUGGGACAAGCCUUCGUCUCGAAGCGGCUCCUGUUCUCCUGCGUCCGCUGCCCGGCCACCAGAGCUUGAAACAGAGACGGAAGAAGAUGUGGUAAAGCUGGAGAAUACGAAAGAUGACGGACCAAAUCAUUUGGUUGUAGAGUCACGUUCAAAGUCACAUGCGUAUGUUCAAGACGAGCUACGCAGGAAAAGUGAUAUUGUUUGGAGUGUCCUGAGUCACCCUAAUGGCCGUAUAUAUCUUUGCGGAGCUAAGCAGGGUUUCUUGAAGGGCGUUGAGGAUGCUUUAAUAGAUAUCUGCAUGAAACAUGGAGGCAUGACAAAGUCCGAAGCGGCUUGUCAGCUUGUUGCAUGGCAAAAUCCGCUUUCUCUCAAAUUUGUCAAGGAAAUUUGGUAAUGCAUUCUUACACUAUUCAUUAGUUUGUAUGACAAAAAGGAUUUUUACCGAUUUUUCGCCCAUUUCUUGAAAUUCUAUGGCCACCUUUCUUUCUUUGCAAUUGUUUAUUAUCUCUCUUUAGUAUCGAUGAACUUGAUGGUUCGUACUACUUGCUUUGCGAAACGGAGGCUAAAGAAUUUUAUCAACCCUUUUCAAUCCUAUAGUUGAUUUUUGGGAAGUGUUGCAUUAUGGCUUUCCGCCGUCUUUGUUUUUUCCAUUAAUCCUUCUGAUUUUGUACAGUACGUUUUAGAAUUCUCUUCGACAUUGUUAUAUACCUAAAUACUUGUUCAAGUUCAUCACUACGUUGUAAGAAUAAAUUGAAUUGAACCUUUUUCAUCUUAGUUUUGUUUAAUCAUCCGAGAUAAAUUUAAAACAUUAAAGGUUCCGCAUUUUUAUCCUCAAAUAAUAAAUAUCUUUGAUAUGAUAACGUAUUGUCUACUAAACUAAUGUAACUCAU